AUGAGCUCCUACGUAGCCAAUUCAUUCUAUAAGCAGAGCCCCAAUAUCCCUGCCUAUAACAUGCAAACUUGUGGGAACUAUGGAUCGGCCUCAGAGGUGCAGGCAUCCAGGUACUGCUACGGUGGAUUGGACUUAAGCAUCACUUUCCCACCGCCUGCGCCUUCCAACUCUCUCCACGGGGUAGACAUGGCUGCCAACCCCCGGGCUCACCCCGACCGCCCCGCCUGCAGCGCCGCGGCCGCUCCGGGACACGCUCUGGGCAGAGAUGAAGCGGCUCCUCUGAACCCCGGGAUGUACAGUCAGAAGGCGGCUCGCCCAGCGCUGGAGGAGCGAGCUAAGAGCAGUGGGGAGAUCAAAGAGGAGCAGGCGCAGACAGGGCAGCCCGCCGGACUGAGCCAGCCACCGGCCCCGCCACAGAUUUACCCGUGGAUGACCAAACUGCACAUGAGCCACGAGACGGACGGCAAGCGUUCCCGAACCAGUUACACGCGCUACCAGACUCUGGAACUGGAAAAAGAAUUCCACUUUAACCGCUACCUCACUCGCCGCAGGCGCAUAGAGAUCGCCAACAACUUGUGUCUCAACGAGAGACAGAUCAAGAUCUGGUUCCAGAACCGCAGGAUGAAGUGGAAGAAAGAUUCCAAAAUGAAAAGCAAAGAGGCCCUUUAGAGGCAGCGGGGGAGGCCCGCAGAUAGCGCCCAGAGCCCGCUUUGCUCCCUGCGCCUUUCCUUUUCGGUU
Molecule: messenger RNA, 738 nt
Organism: Suricata suricatta (meerkat)
Lineage: Eukaryota; Metazoa; Chordata; Mammalia; Carnivora; Herpestidae
Gene: HOXC5
Product: homeobox C5
Exons: 2
Coding region: 1-669 (222 amino acids)
Biological process (GO): regulation of transcription by RNA polymerase II; embryonic skeletal system morphogenesis; anterior/posterior pattern specification
Cellular component (GO): nucleus
Molecular function (GO): RNA polymerase II cis-regulatory region sequence-specific DNA binding; DNA-binding transcription factor activity, RNA polymerase II-specific
Source: RefSeq, a predicted model, not a curated record